AACAGCCAGGGGCAGAAGGCUCUCCCGGAACUCUGCAGCCGCAGCGGCUCUGAUUAUUUCAACAUCGGGGGUUCGGUCCAACAUGGCGGCUUACGGAUGGAAAUACUGAUGACAGUCCGCAAGAUCGCCUCGAUUUGUACGAUGGGCGCCAAUGCCUCUGCCUUGGAAAAGGAGAUUGGACCGGAACAGUUUCCCGUAAAUGAACACUACUUUGGACUGGUCAAUUUUGGCAACACCUGCUACUGUAACUCAGUGCUGCAGGCUCUGUAUUUCUGUCGACCGUUCAGGGAGAAGGUGCUGGCAUACAAGGUGCAGCCUCGUCGUAAGGAGUCCCUCCUCACGUGUCUGGCCGACUUAUUCAACAGCAUCGCCACUCAGAAGAAGAAAGUUGGAGUCAUCCCUCCCAAGAAGUUCAUCUCCCGGCUGAGAAAAGAAAAUGAGCUGUUUGACAACUACAUGCAGCAGGACGCCCAUGAGUUCCUCAACUACCUCCUCAACACCAUCGCAGACCUGCUGCAGGAGGAGAAGAGCCAGGAGCGACAGCAGAAUGGAAAACUGGUACAGAACGGAGGGGGAGGAGGAAGUGAAGGGGGAGGAGGAGGAGGAGGAGGUGGUGUUGGUGGUGGUGGAGGAGGUGGUGAAGGGGAAGGUGGAAAGGAGACGCAGCAGACGUGGGUCCAUGAGAUCUUCCAGGGAACUCUGACCAAUGAGACACGCUGCCUGAACUGUGAAGCUGUGAGCAGUAAAGACGAGGACUUCCUGGAUCUGUCGGUGGAUGUGGAGCAGAACACGUCGAUCACGCACUGUCUCAGGGGCUUCAGCAACACAGAGACACUAUGUAGUGAAUACAAGUAUUACUGCGAGCAGUGUCGCAGCAAACAGGAAGCUCAGAAACGGAUGAGGGUAAAGAAGCUACCUAUGAUCCUCGCCCUCCACCUAAAGCGCUUUAAAUACAUGGACCAGCUGCACCGCUACACCAAACUGUCGUAUCGCGUCGUCUUCCCCCUGGAGCUCCGCCUCUUCAACACAUCUGGGGACGCCACCAACCCCGAUCGCAUGUAUGACCUGGUGGCUGUCGUUGUACACUGUGGCAGUGGUCCCAACCGCGGGCACUACAUCACCAUCGUCAAGAGCCACGGCUUCUGGCUGCUGUUUGAUGACGACAUCGUAGAGAAAAUUGAUGCGCAGGCGAUUGAGGAGUUCUACGGUCUGACAUCAGACAUUUCCAAGAACUCUGAGUCAGGAUACAUCCUGUUCUACCAGUCCAGAGACUGAACCGGCCAGCGGUAAAUCCCCAACAGACUGUCACUCAACAGAUGGGAGGAGCUAAUGGCGACCACUGGCACGGCCCAGUAUGCUCACAUAAGUAUCCAGGCUUUAUUUCCUGUAGGCGGAGCUUUGCACUGGAGCGCCACUCGGAUGGGUUGAGUCGUGUGCAGGUGGCGUGCCAGCCUCCUGGAUUACAGUCAUGAAAUCAGCACUGAGUCCACACUGCAACAAGCACCUUAAAACGCAAAAAUGGCCGAUUCCGCUCGCUUUGCACUGUGGUAUCAGCUGGUGAAGACUUGGGUAACACCAAUCCACGAGGCUGACAUCGCCGUGCCCACUGUGGUUUGGAGGUGAAAGCAGUUGACACAGAGUAACCAGUCGACUGUUUGGAAUGAGACGCGUAAGCAAAUCGUCUCGGACGCCGCGGUUGCCAUGAGUGUCAUCAGAGUCUUCUUUAGCAGUUUUUCGUGUGACAUAUUAUACCGUGCUAAUUUAGCUCUCCACAGCGGCUGUAAAGCUUCUCGUGGCUUUACAUUAACAUACCUGUGUUUACCCUCAAAGCAAAUUCCCAAAAGUAAUAUCUGAAGUUCCAUUUGUCACAACAAAACCACUGACCCUACGUUCAGUGACUGAACAGCUUGAAUGUGGGUUCGUUAGCUAGUUAGCGUUUGUAUCAUGAAUUGGGGUUAAUAGCAGGUGGUGUUACAGACAGCGUGGAAUGAAAACCAGCCACCAGAGAGCAGUUGACACAUCUGAUCAGGAUCCGUUAUUUUCAGUUUGCAUUUGUCUUUAUUUUGAAUAAUAAAAACCUAAUUCACUAUAAUUAUCAGCGGUUUGUCAGGAGUUGAUUUCAAAUUAUCUGGCAUGUGUAACUCCACGGUUCAGGCUUAAAUUAAUAACAAGCCUUUUCUACUUUCUGUGGCUGGUUGUUUCGUGCCACAAAGGUGAAAAACUCAACAAGGGACGAUACUGAAUGAAGUAUUUCAACAACAUAAGCUAAUUUUUUUCUUUCUUUUUUUUUUUUUACACAAACUCUGUGUGGCUUUGACAGUGAAUCUCGUUUGCAGUUAGCUUUACAGGCUUCAUGUUUUAAAAUGCCAGAAUAUGCACAUUUUUACCACUUUUUUUUUUGUUAACGAAGGCUUCCGAUCUGCCACACUACAUCCAUGUUUUGUUGUGUCAUGUGCAGCUGUUUCAGUACUCCUCAUAAGUUCAGCCACUCUCUGGCAAAUUUCAGGGUCUGUCUUGCAGCUGCAGCCCUGGCAGGAACUCGGAUCUUUUACAUAACUUGUUUUUCACUCCGGAAUCAUAAAUUGCUGCCCUGUAAUGCUGAGUGGUGGUAGCGGUCUGCUGUUGGUUGACUACAUGGAGCAUUUAAUGCAGUACAACUGUCUCAGCAGUUUAAAAUGGCUUUCUCUUCCUCUAAAUAUAACAGAAGAAUAGUUGGAGUGAUAGUUCUUCAGAUUGUCUUUAUGUAUAAGCCUCUUAGUUUUCUCUCAAACUCAACUCAAGCAGAAAGUCCUCUUCAUCUUCUACUUCUUCCGUACCUCUUCCAUCUCCUUCUUCCUCCUUCUUCUUUAGAUUAUUCUACUCUUCUUCUUUUUACUCCUCUUUCUACAUCUCAGCCUCCUUCUUUUUACUCCUCUGCCUACUUUCUCUCUUCUUCCAACUAACCCUCCUUGUUUUCUUCCUCGUUCUUCUUUGUCCUCUCCACAACUUCUCCCUCUUCCGCGUCCUCGCCUCCUCCUUCUUUACCGCUCUCUAUUUCUUCUCCUCCUCUAAUUCUUUGCAUCCCUUUUCUCCUCCCUCACUGCCUCCUCCUUUGUCUCCUUUGCCUCUUUCUUCUCCUCCUCCUCCUAUGCUUAGAUAUAUGUAUUCCAGACCAGCCAGCUAGUGUACUAUGGGGAGAUAUUUACUGAAUUUAGUAAAACCUCUAUUAGAUUACAAUGACUUACUCCACCUUUAAUCAGUUACAUGAUUUAACUCAAAUCUGAAAAAUGACUGUGAAAGAUUUGUGUCGUUGUACUGCUUCCAUUAGCAUUAUAAAGACCAAAUAUUAAACAGUCCCUGGCUGGUAAUCCUCACGUUUUGUGUAAUUACUGCGCUAGGAGUUUAGAAGAAAGCCAUUUUAAAGCCUCUGCUCCCUUGAGCCUGCUGAUCGGAUCAUUUUCCACUUGUGUUAUUUUUUUUAUCAAGUGCACAAGCUUAGUUAGAGUAUAUUUGACACUGCCAAGCCCAUGAAGCUCCACCCAACUGGGGCUGUCUGGAUUAACAAGUAAGCUCACCCUUCUAACUUCUUCAUCAUGACAGAGCUGAAGCAGAUGGAAAGUGAGUGGAAAAUUGUUCGCUGUGGCCUUUAACGUGUUUAUAUUAUACAGUAGUUGAGCGAGCAGCCAGCAGAUGAAGUAUUAUCUGAAUGUUAAAAUGUACAAUUAAAUGGAAAUAGGAGUCCUGUAACAAACAGUGGAUUUGGGAGCAUUUCAAUAAAUCUGACGUCACGUCUGUUACGACGAGAAAAACUCCGACCGCAGCAGGUGUUGGGACACCUGGAUGUUGCUGGUUUUGCUGACCGUUUUCACUUUACCGUAUCCUCAUCUGGGAUGGCCAUCCUCCAUAUAGACCCAGAAAUCAAGCAUUUUAUAAAUUAACCGAGAUAUUAAAAAACAGUGUGAACGGUGCAAAAGCUGUUUUUAAAUACCUGCAUGACCUAGGAAGUUGUAGGUUUUAUCCUGCCUUGUUGGAUUCAGGAGGGUUUAAUGCAGCCCUAGCUUUGACCCAGUAUGGCAAACUAGAAAUUAUUUGCGAAAAAAAAAUCAAAAUAGCCUCUCUACUUCAUUUACUUUGAAGAGUAUAAUUAGCGCGAUUGCUCUAUAUCUGCCCCGGUAAUGUUAAAACAGUGGCUACGUUUACCUGGCCAAUAUGUUUUCAGUAAAGUCAAAUUUAUUCUUUUUAGAUAUUCCAAGUUAGCUGGUUAAGUGGGCAUGGAGGGGGAGGGUUUUAUUUCCAACUUCAUUGACAGUGUUUUCAGUGUAGCUGCCCACAUGGUGUUGUUGUUUCUCUCUGUCCUGGAACCUCAUCACCUGAUGUUUACCCCAAAUGGUGCAAACCACCUCAGAAAAAAACUGACGCAUUCCAAACAGAGAGAAACCAGCACACAAGUUAUAUUUUCCAAAAGAACAGAUUAUCAAAGGUGUACACCACCCCUCUGAACCUGAUUGAGGUAGUUACAUGAGGCAUUUUUAUUCUGAUUGGGCUAUUAUUAGUGGAACAUAUGUGUUCAUAUAAACCUAGCAGUUGUCAUGAAACACAGCCACAGUUUUUUAAUUCAGACUACACCCGUCUCAGCUCUAAGUCUUGAACUCAGCGUAAAUCACUGGAGAUUUCACAAAGACAGUGCCUCCCAAACACUUCAUUCACUGGGCUUUAAAAUCAACCCUAUUUCCUUUUCACAUCCGUGCUGCUCUUAAACGAACUAAUCAACACCAAGGAAACGUUCCUACGUUAAGGGAGCGUGUUGCGUUAUAAUUUCAGAUGUCAGAAAAAGUUGUUUUUUUCGUUUGCUAAUGACUUGAAGCACCAACAGAAUCCGUGGACUUGUUAAACAGUUGCUUUAAUGCAUACCAAAUAAUAUUUAUACUUUAAUCUUUUUAAACAUUAUCUACAUGUACUCAAAGUAUACUACGAACAAGAAACAAGCACAAACUUGCAUUAUUUGGGAGAGAGAGGUCCACAGAUUCAGCUGGUUUUGGUUCUUGAUGAAAAUCAUCAGUUCUCAAAAUUGGUAGAUUACUUUUUAUUUUUAGCUAUAAAAAAAUAAGGCUCUUUUUUAUUAUUUAAAUCCUAUUAAUAUUAUUAUUCUGAAUGUUCUUAACUUUUUUUCUUAGAUGUUUCACUUGUUUUUGAUAUAUUUUACUAAUUUUACUAGUCUACAAUUUGAGCGUAGGCAGCUGGAUAUUUGAGAAUUUAUUCUGGGAGGUAUGUGAUGAGAGAUGUUGAUGUGUACAUAAAUACAGAUGUUAUUAUUGGAAUAUAAAUAAGUUGCUUGCUUGAAAUAAUUAGCAGACCUAGAUCAAAAAUGUUAUAGAGGCACUAUAUACUGGAGGUGAACCAGUACGCCUGGUGCUUAAAAUGUAACAAGCCCCACCCAUCUGGCAUUGCAGGCAGCCUAAACCAAACAGCCCAAGGAUAUUCGCUCAUAUGUAAUCUGACAGAUGACCUGGAAACGGCAAUCAAAAUAUAUCUCUAUAUAUAUUAGGGACUGCAGAGCAGAAACUGUACUGCAAUCACUGUGUUAAAGGAAAAAUCCACUUUAAAAACAUUGAUACAUUGUUUCUGUUUCUUUCAUUUCUUGACCUGUCUUCAGUUUGAAUUUAGUUAUUGUUAUCUGGUUAUAAUCAGUAUUAGAACUCAAUACGGCCUUCACCAAAACUUCAAAUUCAAAAAGAGUAUUUCAGUCUGAGUGUUAAAUAGCAACGUUUAAAAAUGUCUAGCUUCAAAUUCCUUGAUACCUCCUAUUGCACAUGUGUUGUAUUGCUUAAUUUGAAUAUUAAUAUACAUAUUAGAUCAUCUAUUUACAAAUAUCAGGUUUUGCAUCUGCCAAAUAUUUUCAAUCGUUUCAGAAACGUUUCAAAAGUGGUUCUUUUCAAAUGUUAUGCUAUAUGCUAUCAUAUUUUUAAACCUAAUAUUAAUAUUAUUAUUGACCUUAAAUAUUCAUUCUGUAACUUAAGAAAAUUAUCUAAAACCUUUGACAGAUUUAAUCAAUAAGAUUUGGUGGAGUUCUGAAAUCUCUUACAAUUAAUGUACAGGAAUGCAUUUAACCUUAACAAACUACCAGCCAGAUAAGGCUGUAAUGGAUCAAAUAAAAAAAACUAUUAAUAACUGUCCAAAUAUUUGUUAAUCCCAGAAAUGAUUUUACUUAGAAACACAGUUGCACUUCAGGAUUGAGCCACUAAAAAAAAAUGUCUAAUCAAGCUGUUCAGGGUGUUGUUUUCUGUUCAUAACUCCAAUACAUAAAAUGAAGUGUCAUCUGCAAGGAGUGAGAACUUCUGAUUGUUUAGCUGUUUUUUUUUUUUUUUUAUUUACCACCACAGGCUAAAUAUUCAGUGUAUCUUGUAAGUUUCUAAGCUUAUAUAUGGCCGAUAGUGGUAGACAGAAUCUUCUCCUGUGGUUUUUAAAAAAGCAUUAUGGGAAGAAAAAUUGUUAUGGAGAGAAUCGCAAUGUAGUUGAUGUCUCAAAGCAUCUCGUUACAGUAGAAAGACUGACAUGUGGUGGAUUUUUUCUUUAACAAAUGUUCCUUCAGAGCUCCAGUCAUCCACAUCACUCCUCUUUUUCACACUCAACAAGGAUUGUAAAUGUCUUAACAUGACAUGUGACUGAAUGUGUCUUUAACACUCCAAUAUUGUAUGUGAAAGCUAGAAUGAAAAGCAGUAGCAGCCUCAUAUUCACUAACAGCAAAUUUUCAGGAUUAGAGCAGCUCAUUGCAUUUAAACUUAAAGAAAACUAAACCAUUUGAGUUCAUUCUGAAACCUCUGCUCUUACUUUGGCACCAGUCUCAUACCGAGAUCUGUGAUAUACCCUUGUAGUUGUUGUUUUUUUUGGGCUGACAUGUUGUUGGCCAUAAACUGUGCGAAGCAUCGCAGAGUCUGUUGCUUCAAGCUACAAACUGAUCUGAAGGACCAAGAAUUGAGUCGUUAUCCUGUUUUGUUUCCUCUGCGUGGGGCUGCUGCUGCUGUUUGAAGUUCAUUCAUUCUAAUCACAUGUAGAUGCAAUUAAGUUUGGAAGCGACGGGUGGUUCUGAUGGUGUCCUAACUGUUUGAGAUUAAACACAAACUGCUUUUGAAGAUGGAA
Messenger RNA from Mugil cephalus (flathead mullet), 7116 nucleotides. It is a transcript of the gene usp12b, whose product is annotated as ubiquitin specific peptidase 12b. The transcript has 10 exons. Gene Ontology annotation, cellular component: nucleus; cytosol. NCBI's taxonomy places the organism in Eukaryota, Metazoa, Chordata, Actinopteri, Mugiliformes, Mugilidae. Gene Ontology annotation, molecular function: cysteine-type deubiquitinase activity; cysteine-type endopeptidase activity. The coding region runs from base 97 to 1275 and encodes 392 amino acids. Gene Ontology annotation, biological process: protein deubiquitination. The record is from RefSeq and is a predicted model, not a curated record.